AGUACUCUAACACAUACACACACACACGUGCUCAUUGUAAAAUAUUGAUUGAAAAUGUUUUCGAGCUUCAAUUUUGAAGAUCCUCCACCAUCUGAAGUACCGAGGAAGGUUCAGAGAAAGGACAGGAGUGUCAGGUAUCUUCGGGCGUUGAGCGCCAAGAAUCAGGAACGUACCGCUAAUGAACAUUCAAGUGUUGAUGUUGCAGUCACCCAGGCUUCCUUAUCGGUUCCGAGACCUGGAAUCUUGCGAUUACCUUCCUCCGAUCCCGGCGAAGAAGAUCCCCAACCAUCGACCUCCUCGAUUCCCCACCGCCCGUCGAAAUGGGCGACAGUCCGCGAGAAGAGCCCCCAGAUUAUUGGAGGUCACGCGAAGGAGGUCACAUUUCAAGAGAGACACCAUAAGCUGGACCUGAACAAGUCGAGGUCCACGAGCAAAAAUCGAAGAAAAAGCGCUCAAAAUGGUGGCGCAGAAGACCCAGGCCAAAAGUCGUUCAGCGACGUGGUAAAGACAGCGAUGAUGCUUCGAACCUGGAUCUCAGCCAUGGAGCACGACGAGCGGGAGUCGGAACCGGAUCGCGACGCAACUACUACCAACGCAGAGAUUACUGCGGCAGACGAUCGGUCAAUUCUGCCGAGUCCGCCGAUAUUUCAGCAGAGGCAGACGGGAUUUACGCAGAUAAAGGAUAUUUUGACGGAUAAGUGUCGAAAACUCUACUACUUCUACGUAACCGAGAACUCCACCUUCUUCUACUACUGGACAGCAAUCAUCUCCAUCGGAAUCCUCUAUAACAUGUUUGCCAUGGUGAUCUUCAUUUUCGAUGAUGUUCAUUUUGGAUACUUUAACCAGUGGCUCUACGUGAAUCUUUUCUUUGACUUCUGCUUCCUUCUAGAUUGUCUAGUGGGGUCUCGAAUGACAUUUGUGAGCGAGGGUAACGAAGUUAGUCAAACCGACAAGAUGUUCAAGAACUACCGACAAAGCCGGCGUUGUAAGCUCGACCUUCUGUGUUUAGCCCCCGCCGACUUUUACUUGUUCAUCGAUACGAAAGCUUCACUGGUCAGAGCUAUUCGGUUGGUUAAAGCAUACCGCCUGUACGAGUUUAUCAUGCUCACCCAGCGGCGUACAGACUUCCCGCAUUUCAUGAAAAUUCUGUUUCUCACCUCUUCCUGUGCCAUAUUGUUCCAUUGGAAUGCAUGUGUCUACUUCCUCUUCUCCUUAUAUCAAGGUCUCACAGAAGAUGACCCGAAUGCUUUUGGAUUCUCUUAUUAUAAAGUUUUCGAUCCAAGAUUCUCAAUUUGUGAUGCCCUCUACGAUCAAGACUGCUAUUAUCCAGAAGACACAGAAGUCCUGGACAUUCGCGACGAGCGUCCUCACUAUAUGGAGGAUAUGUACAAGUUUUGGGACAAAAAGUUCAAUAUUCUCCAAAUCGGAAACUUCUCUCGGGAGUACAGUAUGACCAUCUAUUGGUCAUCUUUAACAAUCACAAAAUGUGGACAACAGCCGUGGCCAUCGAAGAGCUCGCAGAAUUCGCUGGAGAUCUUUGACACUUUGAUCGGGGUGCUAGUGUUCGCUACGAUUAUUGGAGGCGUGGGCAGUGUCGUUACCCAAAUGAGUCAAAACGUGAAUGAUUUCCGCGAGAUGAUGGAUGGAAUCAAGUUCUACAUGAAAUACAGAGGCGUGCAAUCAGCUAUUCAGGACCGCGUGCUCAAUUGCUUUCUAUAUCUGAAUAGCCAUAAUCAGUUGUAUGACGAGGAAGAAAUCCUCUCCCUUCUGCCUCCAUUCUUCCAAGCGAGAAUCGCAGCCAACCUCCACCAGGACACCCUAUCCAAAGUGUCCCUGUUCUACAAAUGUGACCAGCGUCUGCUACAGGAAGUUGUGAUGCUUGUAAAACAACAGGUCUACUCACCAAAUGACUAUCUAUGCCGGAAAAACGAGAAAGCCAAGGAGAUGUUCAUCGUGAAAAAGGGCCUGCUGGCUGUAAUCGAUGACGAUACCGGAGUCGAACUUGACAGUCUCAAGGAGGGCCACACAUUCGGAGAACUCUCAAUUGUACAGGUUAAGGGGAACAUCCUGGGCGAUCGGAGGAGUGUCUCGCUGCGAAGUGUGGGAUACUCGGAUGUUUACGUGCUUCACCAGGAUGAUGUGACACGGUUGUUGCAGGAGUAUCCAGAGGAGAGAGUUAGACUAAUGGAGAAUGCUCGCCGAAUGCUUCACUCAAGAGGUUUGCUCGAGACAAAUGAGCUUGGAGAGAUGUGUGAAACAGACGAUGGACUGGAUGAUGAAGCAAUGCUCGAGUUCCUAUCCGUCGAUGAGCAGCUCAAUCGCCUGGAGAACAUCAUCGACUCUAUUGAUACCGACCUGGCUAAUAUGAUAACCUCUUUCUCGUACAACUCGGUUGCGUACAAGAAGCGUGUCACCGCGUUGGAAAACAUCUUCAACUCGAACAAGAAGCGAAUUCGCGGCGAUUUGUACAAUGGAAUUUUGAAGACGGAUUACGAUGACAGAAUGAUGUUUUGAUGGAGAACCCCUGCUUGCAUACACACACACAUACAUAUAUGUCACUUUUCUCUUUUUGACGGAGACAGGGAGACACAUGUCGCCCGGAUUUUUCUGUGAUAUUCUUUUUGUCUAUUUUGUGUACAAAUGAACAAGAGCUUGUUUUAGAAGGGAAGAAGUUGGUCAGUAAAAGAAAACCAAAAACCUUUGCACAUUACGCUUCACCGGCCAUUUCCCCCAGAUUUCCUGAGUAUGUUGGGGGAUUUCAGGGGUUGCAAGUUGUUUUUUUGAGCUAAGGAUUUGAGGAUAACCCUUUAAAAAUAUAGUACUUGAACUUUAGUUCAAAUUGUUCUAAGUUCUAAGUUUAGAGAUUUUGAAG
Molecule: messenger RNA, 2872 nt
Organism: Caenorhabditis elegans
Lineage: Eukaryota; Metazoa; Nematoda; Chromadorea; Rhabditida; Rhabditidae
Gene: cng-2
Product: Cyclic nucleotide-binding domain-containing protein
Exons: 14
Coding region: 55-2514 (819 amino acids)
Biological process (GO): monoatomic ion transport; transmembrane transport
Cellular component (GO): membrane
Molecular function (GO): intracellularly cyclic nucleotide-activated monoatomic cation channel activity; monoatomic ion channel activity
Source: RefSeq, marked reviewed